AGCGGUUGCCGUCUAAGCUUCAACAUGGCGGUCAAAGGUGCAGAUCUCUGUGAUCGUACAUUUGAGAGAGAAAUCGAGUGUAAAGAUGGAAUACUUAAGAUCAAGCAAGCUGAAGUAGGUGACGAAAGUUGUGUUGUAUGGGAUGCUGCCCUAGUUCUUGCGAAAUAUCUACAAACAGAGCACUUUUGCCCCACAAAACACCUCGUGAAUAAGCAAUCCUUAGAACCUCUUGUGUCCACACUUUGUGAUCUGAGCAAUGAGAACACAACUAUUUUGAUAAGCUAUGAAGAGAGAACAACUGGUAAUAAGCCUCAGCUGGAGAAAAAAUUCCAUCAGCUUAUUAAAGAACACUUCAUAGUGGAAGAAAUCCCAGAAGAACAACAAGACUCAGUUUACCACAGCCCUGAUAUUCACCUUUUAAAGCUUAAACGAAAACUUUAAAGGUAGUGGUAGGCGGAAAUCGAUGCUUGGCAAGAUCUCAAGUCGGUUAGCGAAGAACUGAAUCCCUAUACUGCUUCAUUAAGCCGAACAGAACGACAACGUUUUAUAGAUACGCUCAAAAACCUUCCUGGCGCGGACACUAAGAGCUUCCUCGAUACUCCUUCGUUAUUUGAAAGAGUUAAGCCUGCCUUUUCAGGAUGCGACAGUGGAUUCGAAAUUGCAGCGCAAAGAAAACGUGUUCCCAGAAACUCGACCAUGAUGUAAGUACUUUAUAAAUCAGUAUCAACGCUACGCAACGGGAACGUCUGCAAGGAUUUGAAAAGGUUUGCUCGAUUUAAGAGUUCACACCAGCUUGCAAAUGUACAUCCAGGCCUGGAAAAGUCGCACGAGUACAGAAGUGUUCGUUUGAGCUGUGUAGUGGUCGAAGAAUUGGAAAAAAGUUGGAAAUUUUGUGUCAAGAAUUGAAACACUGAGACAUUUGGUUACUUCUAAAAUGUCUCAACGUCUUAAAGAAGUGGACGAGGAAAGUCUUGGAACUGUUUUUUACAAUUUCUGCACUGAUGAACCGCAAUUCAGUUCACAAAGUUCCAGAUCUGAGAGGAAUUUUUUCACCGACAUGUAUGCUCCUCUUUCUACGUGAAAAUACGCUACAUCAAUCCACCUUUGCGUUACCCUACACGAAUUACUUAGGCUUCAUUUCACAACAUAAAAUUUCUUGUAAAAUAUUGUAACACAAAUUGAAAACACUUACUUGGGUCGAAACUUGAAACUUUUUCCUCUCAGAGAAGUAGAUAUAUAUUUUCAGUUGACCAAAAGCCAAUGUUUGGCUUUCUGUUCAAUGCAUUAUUAAAGUUACAAAGCGUAAUUGUCAUCAACUAGCUUGGUGACCUAAAGUCGUCAUUUUCUCAUCUUUACGGAAAUUAAACCAGCCCAAAGAACA
Molecule: messenger RNA, 1381 nt
Organism: Pocillopora damicornis (cauliflower coral)
Lineage: Eukaryota; Metazoa; Cnidaria; Anthozoa; Scleractinia; Pocilloporidae
Product: protein N-lysine methyltransferase METTL21D
Cellular component (GO): protein-containing complex; cytosol
Source: RefSeq, a predicted model, not a curated record